AUGCAUCCCGUUAACUCUCCCCACCACAGUUGGUCCUUUGAAGAUUGUCGCCACAUCACCGCAAAUGGGUCAAAUGGAGCCCAACAUCAAGACAUCCAAAUAACACUCCUCCAACUACAACUAGAGGUAUAUUUGAUCAGGGAUGAAGUGAAUGGAAACCUAUGUGAGCUUACGGAUAAUUUGUGUCGCGGGAUGGAUGAGCUGCAUUGUGAAGUCAAUGAUGUCAGGGCAGGGCAGCUGGAUAUGUCCCACAUGAUAAAUGACCUCAAGAACCAUUUUUCUUAUUGCAGUCGGCGUCUGUGA
Molecule: messenger RNA, 303 nt
Organism: Lactuca virosa
Lineage: Eukaryota; Viridiplantae; Streptophyta; Magnoliopsida; Asterales; Asteraceae
Source: the annotation of a GenBank genome assembly